This is a messenger RNA of Hymenoscyphus albidus, 1210 nucleotides long. NCBI's taxonomy places the organism in Eukaryota, Fungi, Ascomycota, Leotiomycetes, Helotiales, Helotiaceae. The record is from the annotation of a GenBank genome assembly.
GGAACAUCACGAAUUGUGGAAUUAUGACGGCUAGUAGUAGAGGUGCCAGAGCCACGGCUUUGCUAAUUAGUGAGUCUUAUCUUUGGCCAUUUACUAUAAUUUAAAUAGGCAUGCGUUGGGAUGCUAAUUAGAUCUAGGAGGGGCAUCGCGCAAUCCACGAAUGUGCUCGCAAUGCAUCAGCAAUAUCUCGAGGAUCUCGGCCAGGAGGGCAUACGCCGUAGAAUCCAAUGUUCUUGAUCCAGUACCAAAUCUUCCACCGAUCGUAGAUCAGAAAGCCGCGAGCAUCGCUCCUGUUACUGCUUCCCAAGGCUCAACACCAUACAUAACCAAAACGGGCAUCCUCCUCUCCCGACCUCCUCUCCUCACGCGAAACCUCACAUCCUUUGAAAAGGCAUUCUUCUUCUACCAGAAACGACUGAACGAACGACUUGCGCUCCCUUUCACCCGCUACUUUUAUUUCAAAAAAGGCUCCCCCGCGGAUGCAGACUGGAAGCUCAAGGCUAAGGAUCGAGGCGGUGCUGCGGCGAGAGAUUUGGGUGGUUAUAAUGCGUAUGGGGAGUUUGGAUGGAAUGAUGAGUUACUGGUCGGUGAUAAACUGAGCGACCCACAAACGACAGUGGAGAGUCUUGUGAAGGAUAGUGUGGUGAGAGCAGUUGAAGGAAAAGAUGGUCAGGCUGUAGAAGUCAAGCUUGGAGAAGGCGAAGAGGCCGCAAAGAUCGACAUGCCGGAGCCUAGAGAAACUGCGGCGGAUCAAGAGAAUCUUUUGCAGGCCUUGGAUCGCAAGUUGGAUAGGACGUUGUACUUGUGUGUGCAGCGCAAGAACGGUGGAUGGGGAUUUCCUGCUGGUGAGAUGAUUGGCAGGGAGAGUUUGCAUCAGGUUUGUACAAUUGUGGAAUUAAAAUUUGCGAUUAUGGCUAAUGGAUUGGUGAAAUAGGCAGCAGAACGCAUCCUCGUUCAAACGGCCGGUCUCAACAUGAAUACUUGGAUCGUAGGAAAUGCCCCUAUUGGUUACUACAUUGUUAAACCAUACAAGGAGAAGCCCGGAGAGAGAACCUUUUUCAUGAAGGGAAGGAUAAUGGCGGGGCAGGCGAAUCUGGCGGAGAACAUCUAUGAACUUGGGGACUUUAAAUGGUUGACCAGAGAGGAGAUUGAAAAACUUGUUAGUCCCAAGUAUUUCAGCUAUGUAAGAAACAUGCUUGCUGACCGAUGA